CAUAAAAAAACAGACCUGUAUCUUUUCCAUGAUUUAUGCUGGCAUCGUCUCCACGAGCACCUCAACCCUGAGGAAGUCCCCCUAGUCUGUCUCUACGAGGCAUUGGAGUGUAUGCCCCUACCGGUGGGGGGUCGUCCGUGGGCUGCUAGAGAAUUACCCAGCAGAUCCGGGUCUUCUCCUUGGCUCUUUUCCGAAGACCAAAAGCGUAUCAUUCCCAAUGGUCACUUUGGUCUCCCGACACUUGAAGAACUCAUGCGGUUUGCAAAAGACCCGCCCAAGCCUUUAGAAACCACCGCAGAACGGCCUGCCGUUCAACAUCCAACGGACCCUUUCCAGCGUCUCCCGAUGGAGAUCAUUGAAACUAUCGGGGUGCUCUUGUCUACUCGAGACGUUUUACAUCUCCGACAAGCAUCCCGUGCUGCGACGCCGCUCUUCUCCAGUUCCACCUUUUGGAGAACACGGUUCGACAUCAAUGGCGAACAUGGAUUCCUUCUCCCUGUUAUCAAAGAUUUCACCAACCCAGACCGCAGACGAGACAUCGGCUGGAUACUUCUAUACCAUUGUACCUGUCACCUGAACUGCAGUGGGUGGUUUCAGUUCGAGAUCCACGCCUGGGAGGCCUUGCGAUGGCUCCGAGACACCGCAGUGGCCAUUCACUCGGGACAACCUCGUCCACUGGCCUUCCGCGGCAAUGCCCUUCACCAUUACCAUCAUACCACCUACCGCGGGAUGCAUCUCGAAUCAGUGGACAUUGUGCCGUCGUUACGCCAAAUCGCCAUCUCCGUGCUCCAAGACACCGGGAAUGUGUGUAUUACCGGGAUGGAGUUUAUCUUUGCCGAUCGACCGAGUGUCAUGCUGGGAUAUACUACUCCUGGAGCGAAGCUAGCUACAAGUGAUAUGUAUAGAAAGGGGUAUGCUGCGCGGGAUGAUUGGCCGUAUCCCGGGAUCCGGCUUAUAUUGGAUGUUAGGGUCUUGCGAGGAAUCGCUGCUCAUCGUGGAUUGAAUUGUGUUCGGGUGGUGAGUGUUAUUCACGGGUUUGAAGAGGAUGAUGGACCUGACCAGGACAGUCGACAGCCCUAUUCGGUGGGAUGUGAUGUUCGUUUGACUGUUCGACAAGCUCGGGGGUUUCUGGCGAUGGAUGAGGUUAAACGGGUCGUUGCGGUGUUUGAUAGUCGGGGGAUGAUCGAUAUAGGAGUUUUGGGUAUAGCAACGAGGCGGAUUAAGGGCAGUGCUCAGGACAGAUGGGAGAAGAUUAUUGAUAUCUACAAGACAGCCGGUAGCAUACCUUCCAUUAUCGAAUUUAGAUGA
Messenger RNA from Aspergillus sclerotioniger CBS 115572, 1308 nucleotides. RefSeq names its product F-box domain protein. Gene Ontology annotation, molecular function: protein binding. NCBI's taxonomy places the organism in Eukaryota, Fungi, Ascomycota, Eurotiomycetes, Eurotiales, Aspergillaceae. The annotation marks the transcript as partial. The transcript is spliced from 2 exons. The record is from RefSeq and is a predicted model, not a curated record.